CAAUUGCGCUGCAAUGCCAGCUGAGCAGUGUAUUUCCCAUCGCAGCACUAUAAACCAGUGUACUCAAUCCAAGUGCGUUAAGAUUGAGCAAAAUGUCUAAAGAAAAAAAAAAAUGUUUUUCUUCCAUUAUGUGUAUAUAUCUAUUUUUUUUUUUUUUCCCUGACUUGCACGCAAAUGUCAGAACUGCAGGCUUUGCUGCUACUAUUAAUUAGCGGCGCCACAAAAUGGUAAAGCCGAAGAGGUGGUUAAAACCCGCGGAUGUCAUCAGCGUGAGGCGUUGGAAGGGCAGAACCGUCACCAGAAACCUCGCUAUCUCCAGGCUCCGACCAGCCCUCAGUUAGAUGUUUGCCACCACAAAAACCACACGAAACCGCCGCGCUCUCGGCUGCGAGUCGAAGCCCAGCGAACGGUUCAGCUUUGCUGAAAACCUCGCUGAGCUGGAAACCCGGCUGAGCUCCCCGGGGACGGGCUACGGCUUUGUGUGAAAACCAUAGCAAAAGAGGGGUGAAAGCCGGCUGUGGGGGUGCUGCAGCGUGAAGAACCGCGCGAAACCUGCGAGCCAGCUGAAACACGGGGCGCGUCGGGAGCGGGCGAAAAGGAUUUAAACUGCCUUGUAAGAAACAGUACCUGCAUGGAGGCGAGCUGGCUCCAGUCCAAGUGGACUCCUUCUGCUCCAAGCAGUCUUAAUGUCUCUUCUGACGUUUUCCGUCAGAUAGAUGGAAAACUGCUCCCUGUGCUUCGAAUAGAAUGGAAAGUGGCCACUGAUGCUAGCAUCCGGUAUCUGCGAGGGGCAGAGCUGGCGGUGAUGCAAGUGAACAGCAAUCAACAGAUCUGCGCCCGGUUUGACUUUCAGAACAACUUGACACUUCAGGUCCGUCCGGAUGGAGGCCGGUGGAAUUUCACUUUUGACCGUUUUGAAGUGGAACCUGGCCAGACUUACCAAGUGACUGUCUACCACCUGCCUAAACUGGAUGUAAAUGGAGACUACAAUUGCAAGUCCAUGUCUCUCACAAUGCCUGACUGCAAGGACUCUCUGAUGAAAAGAACCGUCCCAUGUAUAAAGACAGGCAGUUUGUGGGAGCCCAGGAUCCAAGGUAAAAUUCUAGAUGAUACAACUCUACUUGUGAGCUUUAAUCCAUGGAUGGAGUCAGCCCGAUACCAAAUUCAUGUGACCAGUUUCCUGAAUGAAAAGAAGUGUAAAAUGAUCACACGUGAUUUCACUGAGGGUGGACUGCAACAGCCAGUGAAUGUCACAGUCAAAAUAGAGAAGAACAUAAGAGCUUGCUGCAAUUACGAAAUACAGAUUCAGCCGUUCUUUGUGAACUGUGGCACAGACUGUCUGAGACAUUCUGCUUUCAUCCCAUGUUCGACAGCUCCAAGUACAGAUCCAUCAGGUGAUAUGAUUAUAUGGCUCUACUGGUGUAUCACUGGGGUCUGUGUAUUACUGGUGGGAUCAGUCAUAGCAGGUGUGAUUUGUAUGACCAAAAAACGAGCAGGACACCGGCGAGGGAAAUGCAACCACAGUGAUUUGCAAACUGCAGCACCAUAUACCGACCUUCCUCUGCCACCCUUGAAGCCCCGAAAGGUUUGGAUUGUGUACUCUGCCGAUCACCUGCUGUACGUGGAUGUGGUGCUGAAGUUUGCUGAGUUUCUGAUGACGGUCUGUGGCACUGCUGUAGCCUUAGAUCUGCUAGAAGAUCAUCAGAUCUCAGAGCUAGGGCCGUUACCCUGGCUUACUCGACAGAAGAAGGAAAUGGAAGACUUGUCUUCAAAGAUCAUCAUCUUAUGUUCACGGGGCACCCAGGCCAAAUGGCAGGCCAUGCUUGGGAGUGAGCCUGUGUGUCUCAAGCAAGAUCAACAAAAGCCAAUGGGAGACCUGUUCACCCCAGCCUUGAAUUUGAUCCUGCCAGAUUUCAAGAAGCCGGCCUGUUUUGGAAUGUAUAUCGUCUGCUAUUUUGAGGGGAUAAGCAGUGAGAAAGAUAUACCUGAUCUGUUCAAUGUCACAUCCAGGUACCAGCUGAUGGACAAGUUUGAGGAUAUUUAUUUUCGGAUUCAGGACCUGGAGAAGUUUGAACCUGGGCGCAUCCAUCGAAUCCGGGAAAUCACAGCUGAAAAUUACAUCGAUACCCCUAGUGGGAGAAAGUUGAAAGAGGCAGUACAAAAGUUCAAAAACUGGCAGACAGAACACCCAGACUGGUUUGAGAGUGAAACCAUCUGCUUGGAUAAUGAUGAAGAGCUGCAGUCUCUGAACAGAGAGAGCCAGGUAGAUUCAUUGCUAAGUGAACCAGGUGGAAUUGUGAAACACCAGCUGCACCUACGGGAGCCUGACCCUAACUGCUGUUAUGUCAUCAACCUCCACAUGCAUGAAGGUGAAAAUAGAGGCUGUAAACUGCAACCUCAACUUAAUCCAUGCAGGGAUCCAACUUCUCAGACUAUGGUCCUUCCUAUGGAUGAGGCUCCUCUAAUUCAGGUAGUGGAACCAGUUUCUUCCAUAGAAACUGGAAAUAUACUUGGUCACCAUGUGCUGAGUAACGAGGACUGUAUGGAAGGAGUUCCUCUUCUGGAGACAAGCUUUCCAAUGAGGAAUAACAUCAUCCUCCACAAUGACCCUGAAAUUUCAGCAACUGAUGACCAGAGUUCUGCAAACCUCUCAGGUGAACUGAGACACCAUCUGAAUGGACUCAUGUACUCUCUUUAUCAGCAGAGUGUCAUUCCUUCAGAGCCACCUCUCUGCCAAGAGGAGGCUGACAAGCAACACCAGUUGGUUUUUGAUGACCAAUGCAAAGACCAAAGACAGUCAGUGCAGUCAGACCAGGGCUACAUCUCUAGAUGUUCUCCUCUGCCUCCUGAGGACCUUGUGGAGGAGGAGGAGGAGGAAGAUGAGGAGGAAGAGGAUCAGGAAAAACAGGUGGUCUUCCAUGAACUCUCUCCAGAGGUCUUGAACAGUUUAAAAAGCCUCCAGCAGCAGCUGUUUUUCCAGGACAUUCAACGGAGCUCUGACUGGGGGUAUCCAGCUGAGGUGAUGGACAUUGGCCAAGCUUUGGAGGACUGUUAGGCUCUAUGUGGGACCUGCUCCGUUUGAAAUACAGGGAUGGAAGGUGGUUCCAUGCACAGUGCUGAAACUGCAUCUCCAACACCAUCCUUGUAUUAUAAAUGACUUACCAGUGGGACCUUUGUGUCUGCUGCUUGGAGGCAGGAUUGCCCAGUCAGACUGGUAACGUUGCUUUGAAUCUCUGUGGAGAGAAGCAAUGAAUAUUGGGCACCCCUGUGAAAGAACAGGCAGUAGUUCUGUUCCUUGGGAAAAUGUGUUACAUUGAGUCCUCACUGACAGAUGGCAGAAAAAUUAUUGUGGCUCACCCACUUGUGCCUUCAAAAUGCCCUCCAGCUGUACUGUUUCUAUUGCACUGGAUAGAAGUCAUGGCCAGGGUUUGGAAAAUGGGUUUAGAUAACAUAGCAAAACUUGCAUUGCCAUUUUAAUACACAGUUCAACUAUUUUGCUGUAAAUACCGUGUUAAUGAUAUGUGCCUUAAACUUCAGCUAGGAUAGGGCUGUCCCUACCUGUUUGAUACAUGUAUCUGAAGAUUUUUUUUUUCUUUUGCCACUCAUUCUUUUAUUUGCAACUGCAUUUUCAUGGCCAUUCAGAAAUCAAGUAGAGUAACUGAGUAGUAAGUAGAAUAAGCUUUUAAAUUCAGAGCCUCUGUAACUGUCCCUAGUGGGAGGUAUGUGCUUGAAAAUGAGCAACAGGAGGAAGGGGGAAAAGGGGACAAUGGACCCAAAAAAUGGUAUUCAGACUUGCUAUGCAAAUUAUAAGAAGGAUCUGGGGCUGAAUAUAGAGUUACUGAAUCAGGAGAAUCUGGUAUAUUCUAUAACGCACUGCUGCAGCACUGUUUGCUUUUGGACAUCUUGGCUCCAGGAAGACUUGAAGAUGUAGAUAGUGACAUGCAAUUAAGGAAAUUAAAGGCUAUUUUUGAGGAGAAAAAAGUGUAGCUUCAGCAGAUGCAGUUUUAGAGUGGAGAUUAUAACUGAGUUAGGGGAGGCUGAACUAAAAUGAUUUGUAAGAUGUAUUUAUGUGGGUAUAAAGUCAAGCACAGGUAGUUAAGGUUAACCACUGUGAAAUACUUAAUAGACUAAGGAAUUCAUCUUCCAGGAGCAGUGAUGCUAACUGUAUCAAUUUCAGUGUUUUUUAAAAAUUGGGCUUGAUGCACUAGAAAAAUUUGUUUCCUGUGAGUGAUUGCAUGUUGGCCCUGGUAGCACUGACUGGAUAGCAGACUAGUUGAUGCUGGCAUUUACCCUACCUGUCAUCUCGAUUUCUGCAAUCCAGCCCACUGGAUAACAGCCUGUGAGGUGUAAAUGCAUCCAGGCCUUUCUCUUUUGUGUUCAGACAAGCCUGUCCUCUUCACGUCCUUCUAAGUUUGCUUGUCAAAAAAUAUUAAGAUAACUUUAUUUCAGCUUUUUAAAAAUUUGAUCUCUCAGGAGAUAAUCUGUUCUUUUGACUUGCAACCACUAUUGUAUUAUGUAUAUUUUAUAAUUUUAUUUGUUUUAUAACUUGUUUUGUUCCUUAAAUUAAAAAGCAAUAAUACUUUUGGAUAUAUUUAUUUGAACACUUUUAUGUCCUCGAUCCUGUUGGUAUUUCUUAUAGAAAUCUGAGGCAAAACCAAGAGCCAGAUCUAAACUGGCUGACAAAUGCCAGAACAUUCCUGCAGAGUGUUGCAGCUGUCUCCAGCACAACUGAGCGCCCUCAAGUGCGGGAAGUGCGUUCUCCAUCAAAAUGGGUAUUAAAGAAGGGAAGUGUUUGUAACUUCUGUGCAGGGCUGCUCAGUGAGGCAGCACUUAAGACAGCUUGCUUUCUCUGCCGCCAGAUGCCUAGAAGGACUAACAAAGGGGCGGGCCCUGCACAGAUCCAAACUUAAGACCGGGUGCCACCUUCGCUUCCCGCCUGUACAGAACCCAGCCCAGCAGGAGCUCGGCCAGAGGCAGCAGUGAUCUCCAUGCUUCUCCAGUGAGAGCCCCUUUCUCAGAUUAUGUGAAUAACUGUCAUCUUGAUGAUCCCACUUCUUAAAGUUUCUUUUAUCUUACAGCAAUUAACAUGUAAAUCUGUUUGGUUUUUUUUUCUUCCCCAUGAGCCUUCUUCAAGUGCUAUGAAUUCCCAUAAAUCACUUAAAUAGGAAGCUCAGAAGUGUCAUCUGGAUUUUCUUGCCUUAGUCAUUCCCUUAUCAAAUAACUCCCUUGGUGUUACAGCUUUUAGAAUUCACUUUCACUCACAAGAGGUUUGUUUGAGGGAAAAAAUCCAGACGUUGUUUUAGCAAUCCAACAUGAGGAAAUCAAGUAACUUUAACACAUCUGUUGGUCCCUGAAUGCAAAUUUGAAUAGCCCAGCAAGACUCAAAGGAGGGAAAAAAAGAGCAAAAUAAGUCACAAGUUUCUAAUUUUAUUUUAACAAUCUUGCUUUUUAAAAAAUACAAGUUCUGAUUAAUGCCAGGGGGAUGCCAAGUGUCCAUUGGCCACAGGCCUCAUCUCUCACUUCAGUUUCCCCUCCUGGGAGUAGUCAUCUCUUUUGUCAGGAUAGCAAACAGAGAGCAAUAAAAUGCUAAAUAGCUGAGUUGUGUUACAAGGCUUGUAACAGAAUCCCAAGGGACAUAUGUCUUAGUAUGGCACAACUUUGUUUAGCAAAGUGUUAUUGACCUGGACCAGUAAUUUAAUGCUGGCAGAAUAUACAGUAGGUGUGCAAGGUGCAUAAGGUGAGGUAUUGUUUGCACUUUAAUGGUACCUCUAGCUCUCUCUGCAAAUGGAUCUAUUAUGCGGCAGAAGGGUUUAAAUGGAAGUGAGAGCUCAAUUACUGAAGAGAAAGGAAUUCAAAAGGAGGAGCAGGCUUAUAAACAAAACAUUGAAGAGCUUUAAAUGUUUCUCUGUUAAGAAGUAAUCGAAGUGGCAGCCGAGCUGCCCUUUCAGUUGCAAGGGGGCUUCUGUGUACAGCCAACUACUACAAGAGCUUUACGCUCUCCAAACAGCACAUUGACUAACAACCUAGAAACCAUGGCACUACAAAGAACCACUUUUUCUACAAAGGAAUUCUAUGCAACAGAAGCAUCAUUUUUCAGGGUCAUCAGUCCCAGGCAACCUUUGCAUCCACGGACAAAUUUGAAUUGUGUUUUCACUGUCAAGGGUUUAAAUAUGCCAUGGCUAGAUAAAUUUCAAAUAUGCCAUUUUCUCAAUAAUGUCUUAAAUGGGAAAAGGCACUGGCUGUUGAAACAGCAACUUUGUUACGUGCUUUAAAGGGGCACUGAAGUAAGACUUGUUAAUAAUUCUGUUGUGAUUCUUCAAGUGUCUCAACUAUGCUUAUGCUUCGGUGUAUUACGGACGUUCUUCUACGUGCUUUGGUGCUACUGUGAACUUGGCCGUAGGAGCAGCAAAACAUAGUUGGGGGGUGAAUAGCUUUUCCUUCACUUUGUUUCUUGGCAAAUUUGCUUUGUUUUGUUUUUCUUUUUCCUUCAGCUGCUUGACUGAAGCAUGGAAUACUCCUGGGUACAGGUAUCAUCUCAUUCUCUCUUGAAUAAAACUGUAGUUCUUUCUGA
This is a messenger RNA of Tyto alba (common barn owl), 6571 nucleotides long. RefSeq names its product interleukin 17 receptor A (gene IL17RA). Gene Ontology annotation, molecular function: interleukin-17 receptor activity. The transcript has 13 exons. The record is from RefSeq and is a predicted model, not a curated record. Lineage: Eukaryota; Metazoa; Chordata; Aves; Strigiformes; Tytonidae. The coding region runs from base 632 to 3055 and encodes 807 amino acids.